Eruca vesicaria subsp. sativa (arugula) is the source of this 1044-nucleotide messenger RNA. NCBI's taxonomy places the organism in Eukaryota, Viridiplantae, Streptophyta, Magnoliopsida, Brassicales, Brassicaceae. The record is from the annotation of a GenBank genome assembly.
AUGAAAUAUCUAAUGACUCCCUUGGCUCUCUCAUUUUUGUAUUUAUGCACCGUUACAUCCUCGCAUUUCUCUUCUGGUGGUUUAGAUAUGAAAGAUUUCAACAAAGAUAGAGUAAAGACACUGGUGGUUAGUCAUAAAGGUACAGGUGAUUUCAGAACCAUCCAAGCAGCCAUCGACUCCAUUCCCUCUAAUAACAACAAUUGGAUUAAGAUCUAUCUUAAACAUGGAACCUACAACGAAAAGAUAGUAAUCGAGAAGCAAAUGAUAGUAAUGCAGGGAAACGACGCAUCAAAAGUGACAAUUCAAUAUAAUGAUGCAGGACUAGCUAAUUCUAGUGGUCCGUUCAGGUUAAACUCAGAAUACUUCGUCGCUAUCAAUAUUACGUUCAAGAAUACUUAUAACAACAUAAAACAAAUAGUACCGUAUACGGAUAUAAAGGUAGCUCCGUCGGCUAUACUAAUGGCGGACAAGGCGUCGUUCUAUGGCUGUAGAUUCAUCAGUGUCCAAGACACACUUGCUGAUUUACUUGGCCGUCACUACUUCCACAAAUGUUACAUCGAAGGAGCUGUUGAUUUCAUAUGGGGAAGAGGCCAAUCUAUAUACCAAAAUUGCGUGAUAAAUGUUAAGGGAGUAACAUCAAAGAAAAUGGUGAAUAACAAAGAAAUGUUAGCAGGAUUCAUAACUGCGCAAGGGAGGGAAAGCGAGCAAGACACAAGUGGAUUUGUGUUCAAUAAAUGUGUGAUCAAAGGAACUGGUAAGGCAUUCUUGGGAAGAGCUUACCGAGGCUACUCUAGAGUUGUCUUUUAUGGAACACACAUGUCAAAUGUCGUUGUUCCUCGAGGUUGGAAUGCUUGGCAUUAUGAAGGCCAAGAGGAUAAAUUUACAUUUGUGGAGGUAAACAACACAGGACAAGGAGCAGAUAAGAAGCGGAGAGUUGGGUGGGAGAAGAAUCUCUCAGCUAAAGAAGUUGACUUUCUUUUAAAUCCUAAAACUUUCGUUGAUAAAGAUAGCUGGAUGGCAACUCUUCCUUCUUCUCUCGUCUAG